Messenger RNA from Macrosteles quadrilineatus (aster leafhopper), 952 nucleotides. Its product is annotated as zinc metalloproteinase nas-13-like. Gene Ontology annotation, biological process: proteolysis. NCBI's taxonomy places the organism in Eukaryota, Metazoa, Arthropoda, Insecta, Hemiptera, Cicadellidae. Gene Ontology annotation, molecular function: metalloendopeptidase activity; zinc ion binding. The record is from RefSeq and is a predicted model, not a curated record. The coding region runs from base 32 to 952 and encodes 306 amino acids. The transcript has 6 exons.
UGUAUCGCAGUGUGAUGCUGACGACAUAGAGAUGCUGAUGCGGCUGAUGCCACUUUGUCUGCUGAUGGCGACGGUCCUCAGCAAACCUCUGGCACCUUCUCUCCACGUAGAAGUCUCCAUCAGCGAGAUAUUCACAAAAAUGCUUUCAGGCUCAGAAUUGUUCAACGAGGAUGUCAGCUCUGGAGCAAAUCUUCUGGAGAACGGAAGGUACCACGAAGGAGACAUCAUGAGGAGUUCUUCUUCUUACUCCACUUCCGGUGGCCACUCGAGAAGAAAGAGGUCCACAAUGAGAUACGACGUCGAGUAUUGGAAGGACGGGGUCGUACCUAUCCUCAUCAAGUACGACAGCUUCGAUGACGACGAGAUAGAAAUAAUUACCAAGUCGAUUAAGAAAAUCGAAGAUCAUACCUGCAUUAGAUUUCCAAAGAAGCGCAAGAAAGACAAGUCCUACGUAGAGUUGAGGGGAGACCUUGGAGAGGGCGAGUGCUGGUCCUACUUGGGGCGACAGGGUGGCAACCAAACACUUAGCCUAGGGGACGGGUGUGUAAUCUACCACUACGUGCUACACGAGAUGUUGCACGCCUUGGGGUUUGUUCACCAACACAGUUCACCGGACAGAGACCGAUACAUCAAAAUACACUGGAGCAACAUUGACUCGUCCAGUAAGUUCUCUGGCUGGUUCGAUAAGUAUGACUGGAACGAGUUCGAUGACUUCGGUCUGGGCUACGACUACUACAGCGUGAUGCACUACAGUGCCUACGUCGGCUCCAAGAACGGUAAACCUACCAUCACGUCCAGGAACAAAAAAAUAAAAAUUGAAGAAAGAAUGGACCUUAGUGAAACGGACAUUGAGAAACUAAACAUCCUGUACUGCGUUGAGUAUGUUGGUAUCAAACAGGACGGGUCAAAAUAUUACAAGUUCUAUGAUAAGAACAAAAAGUUGAAAAAAUAA